Messenger RNA from Carassius auratus (goldfish), 1531 nucleotides. RefSeq names its product transcription factor jun-B. The coding region runs from base 260 to 1189 and encodes 309 amino acids. Gene Ontology annotation, cellular component: transcription regulator complex. Lineage: Eukaryota; Metazoa; Chordata; Actinopteri; Cypriniformes; Cyprinidae. The record is from RefSeq and is a predicted model, not a curated record. Gene Ontology annotation, biological process: regulation of cell population proliferation; regulation of transcription by RNA polymerase II; regulation of cell cycle. Gene Ontology annotation, molecular function: DNA-binding transcription factor activity, RNA polymerase II-specific; transcription factor binding; RNA polymerase II cis-regulatory region sequence-specific DNA binding. The transcript has a single exon.
UGCCGCUCCACACGAACGAACGAGACAGAGCAAAUCCAGCGAACAUCUUUCCCAAAGAGCGUUCGCUUUCAACAGACAGGCUCUCUGAAUUAUUCCCGGUUUCAUUGCUGCUGCGUUAUUUUUGACCUUCACGCGGAGCAUCGAUACAACAGAACGCGGAUCCAUUGCCUGUCAUCGUUUUGGGACGGGUUACACAGCGGACACUGAACUGUCAGACACACUAACGUUAGAAGAGAAGCCGGUCUUCCAGAAGAACUCUAUGAGUACAAAAAUGGAGCAGCCGUUUUAUCACGACGACUCGUUUCUGUUGGGUUACGGUCACAACGACGCGGCACUACACGACUAUAAACUCCAGAAACAGGGCAUGAACUUGAACCUGAACGAGCCCUAUCGGAACCUCAAAUCGGACUUGUAUCAGUCCAACAGUGCUGAUGUGGGCUCGCUCAAACUCGCCUCUCCGGAGCUGGAGAGGCUCAUCAUCCAGACCAGCAGCGGGCUGCUCACGACGCCCACCCCGGGCCAGUACCUCUACAGUCGGGGGAUCACCGACGAGCAGGAGGGUUUCGCGGAGGGCUUCGUCAAGGCUCUGGAUGAUCUCCACAAGAUGAACCAUAUGCCCCCGCCCAAUGUGUCGAUUGGAGCCGGCGGUGUGACGACGUGCUCGACAACUGCGUCUGUUUUCGGCUCCUCCCUGCAGUCUGAGCCUCCCAUGUACACGACUCUCAACGCGUACUGCCCAGCGCCCAGCCACCCGUCCGCCACCAUCAGCUACCUUCCGCCGCACCUACAGCAGAGCCAACACCCGGAAAACACGCACGGGUUCCAGCACUCCGGCGUCCUCCAGCAGCGCUACGUGCCUUUGAAAGAGGAGCCCCAGACUGUUCCCGACAUGCACAGCAGCGACUGCUCGCCACCCAUGUCCCCGAUAGACAUGGACAACCAGGAGCGCAUCAAAGCGGAAAGGAAGAGGCUCCGAAACCGACUAGCGGCCACCAAAUGCCGCAAGCGCAAACUGGAACGCAUCUCCCGGCUGGAGGAGAAAGUAAAGGUGCUCAAGACCGACAACGCUGGCCUGUCCAACACAGCCUCCGUCCUGCGGGACCAGGUGGCCCAACUCAAACAGAAGGUGCUGAGACACAUGAACAGCGGCUGUCAGCUGAUGUUGACCAGCAAGAUGGAAGCGUUUUAAACCGUAGCCAACGCAGAAACAACACUGGACACUUGCUGGACCGUGCUUUACGACUGAUCGGCUCUGGGACCUCGCCAGCUCUCAGAAGAGGCGUCUCGGACACGCUCUGGGUUCCGAAUAAAACCGAGCGCGAACCCGCGACCGGAGCGCGAGAGAAGCCAAGAAUGUCAUGAUCAACCGUGUAUUUGAUCUGAUAUUGUCGUGCAAUACUACAGUUCCCGAACUCAUAAAUUAUUGUAUUACUCAGGUUGAUCCUGACACUAUGUUAACAAUGUCACAUGUUUACAAUGUCUCUUUUUUUAUGUGUGCGCUGUUUAUUUAAGUAAAUAUAUUGAAAAACAA